AUGCCAGCGCUGACUGGCGGCCUUAUAUUUUUUACGACCACGAUUUACUCAAGCAUUUCGGGGUGCUCAUCUGUUGAGAAUUUUCUCCCCUCUGCGGUCGCAACCAUCGCAUGUACCGUUCGUCCAUGGGGUCCGUCAUGGUGGGAUGGUCGUCAGUUUGCUACAAGAUGUUUCAUUGUUUUGCUUUCAACAUUUUUAAUUUUAUAACG
Soboliphyme baturini is the source of this 209-nucleotide messenger RNA. The record is from the annotation of a GenBank genome assembly. NCBI's taxonomy places the organism in Eukaryota, Metazoa, Nematoda, Enoplea, Dioctophymatida, Soboliphymatidae.